CAAAAAUUGCUAAAAUCGAGAGGUCUUAGCUCCAGCUCUAGUUCCAGUUUCAGCCCCUCACCCCUGCCUCAGGCAUGUAUACCUGCAUGAAACCGUAUCCGAAAAUCUGAGAUGCCGGCACUACCUGGGCAAAGUGAAAUCUCACCGCCCACCCGGAGCCGAAAGCAUUCAUCCGGCAAUUUUGCUAGGCCGUGACUUCGCAGUCGUAACGGCAUCGAUAAUGCCAUGGCCAUUCAGCUCCAGGCCGGCAAAGGGGGACGACCCUGACCGGCGUCCCGUCUCUUGGUCCAACAACCUCAAUGGUACCGACUGGCAGCACUUCAAGGACCCACGCAACUGGGUACCAACUGUAUUGGUGACGACGACAGUCAUCGUAUCCUUACAGCUAUACCGGUCGUAUCUGCGCCGGAUACCGGGUGCCAUACAUAUCCAACCGGCUUUCUUUCGAGAGCGAACCAUAUUCGGCAAAGUCACUAGUGUCGGCGAUGGGGACAACUUCCACUUGUUUCACACUCCCGGCGGACGCUUGACUGGCUGGGGCUGGCUACGAAAAGUUCCAGAAAAGAAGACGGAACUAAGAAACAAGACGAUUCCCAUCCGUCUCGCCGGUAUUGAUGCACCCGAAUGUGCUCACUUCGGCCGUCCCGCCCAGCCCUUCUCGACGGAUGCACUCGCAUGGCUAUCUAGUUAUAUUCUCGGCCGACGAGUGCGCGCUAAGAUCUACAAGCGUGAUCAAUAUGACAGAAUAGUGGCCACAGUUUUCGUCCGACGUUUCCUACUCCGCCGGGACGUUGGACUCGAGAUGCUGAAGAUGGGUCUGGCCACGACAUACGAGGCAAAGACCGGCGCCGAGUUUGGUGGUCUGGAGGCAAAGUACAAGGCUGCGGAGGCGGAGGCGAAAACAAAGAAGCGAGGCAUCUGGGGAGGCAAACCACAAUUCUUUGAGAGUCCCCGCGACUACAAGAAGCGCAUGAGCGCUCUGGAAGGAACGCAGAACAAAGUUGAGCCUUAAUGGGAUGUGGGGGGAUAUUUUCACUCCAGGUACACACUUAUUCAUGUACGACGGUCUUGCGCGGCGUGCCCAGCUGAUCGCCUCCGGGUGUCCCUAGGCCACAUGAAUCUGGUCGCGAUCUUAUUCGCAUGGGUUCAGCAAACAUGCCGAGGCGUAAUGGCAUCCGUAAGAGACCAUACGCAACCGUCAUUGUAUAAAGUGCAGAUGGUAAGGGCCUCACUAUGGCAGCCAGUCAGGCUGAAAGCUCGGCCAAGGAUCAGUUCGGCAUACUAUGGUGAUGUGAGACGAGAAACGUUCUGGUUGACAAAAGAGCAUGGUGGAACGAAUGAUUGAUCAGCAGAACGCAGCUGACUGUGCUGAAUCGCUGUAGACCCGUACGAGGAAAGCUGGAGGUUAGCUUAACGCAGUAAUG
Messenger RNA from Pseudomassariella vexata, 1424 nucleotides. RefSeq lists its product as uncharacterized. The transcript is spliced from 2 exons. NCBI's taxonomy places the organism in Eukaryota, Fungi, Ascomycota, Sordariomycetes, Amphisphaeriales, Pseudomassariaceae. Gene Ontology annotation, cellular component: cytoplasm; mitochondrion. The record is from RefSeq and is a predicted model, not a curated record. The coding region runs from base 221 to 1012 and encodes 263 amino acids.